GCGAAUAACCCAGAAGCAAGGAUGAAGAGGAAGAGGAAGAGGAAGAGGAACCCUGGUUGCUCAAUUGCUGAGUGCUUCUUUUUGCAUUUCUGAAGUACAAAUUGUCUUAUUUGCCCCUACCUAUCUAGGUAUAUAAGAGAACUGUGGGUUUCAGUAUCAACUUGUGCUACCAAAGAAAAAGCCCGACCAAGGCAGUUUGGCUUCCAUCAACCUCCAUUUGACUCCAUUGUUUUGGACUACCUUAUUUCACACUCAGGUUGUUUGGAUUGUAUCAAACUUUUAGCCUUCUCUAUCGUCUAUCUUCUUUUUUACAAACAUCCAUGGUUUAAGCCCUUGCUAUAUAUGGUGUCCCAUAAAUGAACUGUCACUGUGUCAGUAUGAUACUACCUCAGAAACAUGUAUAAAAUCUGUUCGUUGUCACUCUGAAAUGCCCUCAGACCUUCCUCUUAUUUAAAUGGCAGCAAUUCAAAUCUUCAAUACCUCUCGUCCUUUCCCAACCACAAAACCCAAACCCCUUUUCUUCCUCUGCUACUCCUCCUUUUCUUCCUCACCGUCCGACGAAAGUCCAUCAGAGCCCAACCCUCUAAUCCCAUCCGUCGUCUCUAUCCUAACCCAGCUCCGAUCCAAGUCCCGUUGGGGCUACCUCCGCACUUUAUAUCCUUCCGGCUUCACCCCAAACGACUUUUCUCAAAUCUCCCUCCAAAUAAAAAACAAUCCUCAUCUCGUCCUUCGCUUCUUCCAGUGGACCCAGAACAAGAACAACUCUCUCUGCGCCCACAACCUCCUCUCCUACUCUACCAUCAUCCACAUCCUCGCCCGAUCUCGCCUCAAAUCCCAAGCUUAUUCCCUUAUUGGAGACGCCAUUUGGGUCUGGGAGCCGUUGGAAGUGUUUGAAACUCUGGUCAAGACUUACCGACAAUGUGGGUCGGCCCCAUUUGUGUUUAAUUAUCUGAUCAAAGCUUGCUUGGAGUCGAAGAAAAUUGACCCGGCAAUACAGAUUGUUAGAAUGAUACUCAGUCGCGGGAUUAGUCCUGGUUUGAGCACCUGCAAUAGUUUGAUUCGGUGCGUAAUGCAGCGUCAAGGUGCGUAUGCAGGUUAUGAGAUUUAUAGAGAGGUUUUUGGAUUGGAUGGUAGGGUCUUAGACGAUAAUGCAAAAAGGGUUGUGAGAACUAGUCCCAAUGUGCAAACCUUCAAUGAAUUGAUGUUGGGGUUUUAUCAGGAUGGGGCAGUAGAGAUGGUGAAGGAGAUUUGGGACCAAAUGGCGGACUUCAGUUGCUGUCCUGAUGUUUAUAGUUAUUGUAUUUUGAUGGAGACUUAUUGUGAGGAUGAGACAAUGAGUAAAGCGGAGGAGUUGUGGGAAGAAAUGAGAGCAAAGGGUGUGGAGCCUGAUGCUGUUGCUUAUAACACUAUGAUUGGAGGAUUUUGCAAAGUUGGAAAGAUGGAAAUGGCUGAAGAGUUUUUCAAACAAAUGGGAUUGAGUGGAAUAGAGAGUACUAACGCCACUUGUGAGCAACUUGUUAGAGGGUACUGUAAAAUUGGAAAAAUUGAUUCAGCAAUACUAGUGUAUAAGGAUAUGCUUAGGAAAAAUUUCAGGGCUGAGAGUUUAACUGUAGAAGAGUUGAUUAGAGGGCUUUGUGAUGAGAAUAGGGUUUUGGAAGCCUUGGAAGUUAUGCGAGCUGCAAUGGUAGAUUAUGGUUUCUGUCCAAGAGAGAAGUCGUAUGAGUUUUUGAUAAGAGGGUUGUGUGAGCAGGGAAAGUUGGAAGAAGCACUUAAGCUUCAGGCUCAGAUGGUGGGAAAAGGGUUUAAACCGAAUUCUGAAAUCUAUGGUGCAUUUAUUAGUGGCUAUAUGAAAGAAGGAAACAUGGAAGUAGCAGAAUUGUUGAGGAAUGAAAUGUUGGAUACGGAGCUGUGUGGGAUGGGGAUAAAUAAUCAAUGACAUGAUAACUGCUCCAGACCCUGCACUGCACUGCAGAAGUUGGUGGAUUACUCUAUUCAGUGAAUGAUGUAUGGUAUCAGGAUUCCUAUUUGCAAAAAGACUGAAUAGGGAACUAAGGAUGGUCUAGCUGCUAAGAAGAUUCAAAGGACUGAGAAAUUGAGGAAGGAAUGACUCGCUCAGCAUUUUCUGAAGUUGUGGAAUGUAUCAGAUCCAAACAACCACAAAAAUGUCAAAGCAGCCAUUGUGGGUGAUACAAUUCAAGUGCUGUCAGUAAUGAAAUAAAAAUUAAGACCAUAAAAAUUGCAAAAGGGAAUCCCAGAAGUCGAUCCGAAAGGAAAUCUUAGGUUGCAAAAGGGAGUUCUUCGAGUAGAUGUUGUUCUUCUUGUAGUGGGUGAACUGUACCGGGCAGCUCAUCUAAGAACAAAGUUGGUGGCAGGAAGGUUGAUGAUUGAAAAAACGAAGGGGUGACAGACAAAUAACAAAACAAGGCAGGGUGCUUCAUCUUUGAAGAACUUCAUCAUAUGAGCAAACUUUUGUAUGUUCUAAUGUUCUCUCCUAGCUUCUUAGGUAUUGAUAUUGCAGCAAGGAAAUGUACAUGAUUAUAAUACACAUGCUAUAUUAAGAUAGUAAUUCAUUAUACAGAGUUAUAUAUGGAUAUGCCAAAUCAACUUAGGAUAGGUCAGGUAUGUGGUCUAUAGUGCGAAGUAACUUGGUAUUACAAUGGUGGGAGAGCCUUUGAGAAUGAAUUAGCCACUAUACGAACAACUAGGAAGGAACGAAACUAGUAGACAUUCUUACUCCACAAAAUUUUCUUUCUUUCCAGAAACUUCACAAGUUAUGAA
Molecule: messenger RNA, 2778 nt
Organism: Fragaria vesca subsp. vesca
Lineage: Eukaryota; Viridiplantae; Streptophyta; Magnoliopsida; Rosales; Rosaceae
Product: pentatricopeptide repeat-containing protein At2g15980-like
Exons: 4
Coding region: 455-1936 (493 amino acids)
Molecular function (GO): protein binding
Source: RefSeq, a predicted model, not a curated record